Messenger RNA from Suricata suricatta (meerkat), 345 nucleotides. RefSeq names its product 60S ribosomal protein L30-like. The transcript has a single exon. Gene Ontology annotation, cellular component: cytosolic large ribosomal subunit. The record is from RefSeq and is a predicted model, not a curated record. Gene Ontology annotation, molecular function: structural constituent of ribosome; RNA binding. Lineage: Eukaryota; Metazoa; Chordata; Mammalia; Carnivora; Herpestidae. The coding region runs from base 1 to 345 and encodes 114 amino acids.
AUGGUGGCCACAAAGAUGAAGAAAAAGUCUCUGGAGUUGAUCAACUCUAGGCUCCAACUCAUUAUGAAAAGGGGAAAGUGCGUGCUGGGGUACAAGCAGACUCUGAAAAUGAUCAGACAUGGCAAAGCGAAACUGGUCAUCCUCACCAACAACUGCCUAGCCUUGAGGAAAUCUGAAAUAAAAUACUAUACCAUGUUGGCCAAAACUGGUGUCCAUCAGUAUAGUGGCAGUAAUAUUGAAUUGGGCACAGUGUGUGGGAAAUACUACAGAGUAUGCACACUAGCUAUUAUUGAUCCAGGUGAUUCUAAUAUUAGAAGCAUGCCAGAACAGACUGGUAAAAAGUAA